Molecule: messenger RNA, 951 nt
Organism: Arachis duranensis
Lineage: Eukaryota; Viridiplantae; Streptophyta; Magnoliopsida; Fabales; Fabaceae
Product: 40S ribosomal protein S7-like
Biological process (GO): rRNA processing; ribosomal small subunit biogenesis; translation
Cellular component (GO): small-subunit processome; cytosolic small ribosomal subunit; 90S preribosome
Molecular function (GO): structural constituent of ribosome
Source: RefSeq, a predicted model, not a curated record
CCCUACCAAAAAUAUUGAAAGGGUUAAGGCCCAUAGAACACGAGGUUUGCAAUAUUGAACGAAUCGUAGUCGUCAUCCUCGGAAGCAGAGGAGCAAAACAGCGGGCUUGAAGGCGCGGUAUCAAUGCAACCUUUUCUCUUUGCUGCAAACUCAGAGCAGGUGACUCUCACUCCUUUCACAAAUCUCCGUCGCCUGCGUCUUGCUCAGAGUUGUGAAGAUGUUCACAUCAAGGAAAAAAAUCCACAAAGACAAGGAUGCUGAGCCAACUGAGUUUGAAGAGUCAGUUGGGCAGGCAUUGUUUGAUCUUGAAAACACCAACCAAGAUCUUAAGAGUGACCUCAAGGAUUUAUAUAUUAAUUCCGCAGUUCAAGUUGAUGUUUCUGGGAACCGCAAGGCUGUUGUUAUCCAUGUCCCUUACAGAUUGAGGAAAGGCUUCAGGAAGAUUCAUGUUAAGCUUGUUAGGGAGCUUGAGAAGAAGUUUAGCGGCAAGGAUGUAGUCUUGCUUGCCACCCGGAGGAUAGUGAGACCUCCAAAGAAGGGUUCUGCCGUUCAACGCCCCCGAACCCGCACCUUGACUGCUGUUCACGAGGCAAUGAUGGAGGACAUUGUAUUGCCUGCUGAGAUUGUUGGAAAGCGUGUGAGUAGACUGGAUGGAUCCAAAGUUAUGAAGGUUUUCUUGGAUCCAAAGGAGCGAAACAACACGGAGUACAAGUUGGAGACCUUUUCUGCUGUGUACAGGAAGCUGUCUGGCAAAGAUGUUGUGUUCGAGUAUCCCAUAGCAGAGAAUUAGAUUCAGUGUUAGCUUGGAAUUUGUUUUGAGAAUUGCAUAUGAUUAAUGCUUGUUAAAAUUUUGCGUAACUUAUUUUUUGCUUGAGCAUGUUUUCUUCUCGUAUUACUGGUUUUUGACAAUGUAGUAUCUAAUUUUUAUGCUCCGAUAAAAAGUUUAAUUUA